AUGUCCAUCUGGAACUGGAAAAAAGGUAAAGACAAUAAGCCUGACAACAAAGAAAAUGUUAGAAAAAAUCCUCACGAAGCAGAAGUAAAGUCACUUAAAGAGUUUUUGAAGAACAUACCAAAAAUGGAAUCGCAUUAUUGUCGUAAACACACAUCCAAGCUUUAUUUGUUACCAGAAUGGUUAUCAAAGAAAGCCCUCUACGAUUUCUACAAAUCAGAUUGGUGCCCGUCGCAAAAUAUCGAACCUCUAUCAAUUGCGAAAUUCAGCAACACGUUGGAAAUUGAAAAUAUUUCAUUGUUCAAGCCCAAAAAAGAUGAGUGCGAAAAGUGCCUCUCUUACAAACUCGGAAACAUACCAGAACCAGAAUAUAGAGAGCACAUCGAAAGUAAGAAUGAAGCCCGAAUCGAAAAAGAAAACGAUAAAAAGACUGAAGAAUUUGUAUUUACGAUGGACAAACAAACUGUGCUACUGGCACCUAAAUCUAAUGUUUCGUCUCUAUAUUAUAAAACCAAGCUAUGCACACACAACUUCUGUGUUUUUAAUUUGAAAAACAAGGACGGAUAUUGUUUUCUCUGGAAUGAGACGGAAGGUGGGCUAACCUCAGACAACUACGCUACCAUAAUUGUCAAAUUUAUAUAA
Parnassius apollo (apollo) is the source of this 639-nucleotide messenger RNA. NCBI's taxonomy places the organism in Eukaryota, Metazoa, Arthropoda, Insecta, Lepidoptera, Papilionidae. The record is from the annotation of a GenBank genome assembly.